GUAGAUAAUGUUCCGAACAGAACAAAAAUAUUCGCCAUGCGACCUUUCUUAUUUACGAUUAAACCGGCACAUUUGAUUCGCACAAUAUUAAGACGGAGAUGUCCAGUUUUGAUACAACACAGACUAGUUUUCAAGUUAUCAAAAUCCGAAGAAAUGAAUCGGAUACGUAAUAUCGGCAUCAUUGCUCACAUAGACGCUGGUAAAACGACAACAACUGAACGGAUGUUGUUCUACUCUGGCUUCAGCGAACACUUGGGUUCUGUUGAUGACGGCGACACAGUGACAGACUACAUGGAUCAAGAACGAGAAAGAGGAAUCACGAUCACAUCUGCUGCUGUGACAUUUGACUGGAAUAAACACCGGAUUAACCUGCUUGAUACUCCAGGACAUAUAGAUUUUACGGUGGAGGUAGAGAGGUGUCUGCGUGUACUAGAUGGAACAAUCACAGUUCUAGAUGCUGCUGCAGGUGUGGAGGCUCAGACGAUAACUGUUUGGCGCCAAGCAGAGAGGUACAAUAUCCCCUCUAUCAUAUACCUUAACAAGAUGGACAAGCCGUAUGCAGAUUUCCAGCAAUGUUUGCAGUCAAUAGAGGACAAAUUACAUGUGAAGACAAUGCCCAUCUUUAUACCUAUCAGCUGUGAUAGAAACACUAUGACACAGAUUGAUAUUGUGGGUAAAAAUUUACUCACUUGGGACUUGAAUGAAUCUGCAAAUGGAAGAAAAUUUUACAUUAAAAAAAUCACCCCAGAGGCAGAUGAGAAUUUAUGGGGAGAUCUGAUAAAGUGGAGAAGAUCUGUAGUUGAGACAUUAGCAGAUUUGGACUCCAAACUAGAGGAACAUGUGUUGUGUAAUACACCUAUAGCAGACGUCCCUGCCAUCGAUCUGGUACACGGACUGAGGCAGGCUACAUUAGAUAGACACGUGGUCCCUGUGCUGGGAGGAAGUUCUCUACGAAACAUGGGUAUACAACCACUAAUAGACUCUGUAUGUCUCUACCUCCCUAAUCCAAGUGAUAGAAGUUUUGAAUUCACCAAGUUCUAUGGUAAAGACUUAUGUGCUCUGGUCUUCAAAAUAAUUCACCAUAAAGAACGAGGAACUCUGACUUUCCUUAGAAUAUACAAUGGAAACAUAAAAGUAAAGGCUAACAUUUUUAAUGUGAACCGAAAUUUAAGUGAGAAAGUGACAAGGCUACUUCAGGUUUAUGCAGAUGAUUUCCAGGAAAUACCUUUUUCUGGGCCAGGCACCAUUGUGUGUGUUACGGGACUCAAGUCGGUGAGGACAGGUGAUACAAUAACAAGCAGUCAGCUAGCAGCGAGACGAGCGAGGAAAAAUAUGCUAAAACUGCAGGAGGAGGAACUGAGUUCAGCAGGUCACAUUCAGAGUUUUGAUCUGCAUGAAGAAGAUGACAUCGAUGAUGAUGACGAUAUGAGUGAUGCCAUUCUUGCUGGGAUACAGAUACCACCUCCAGUGUUUUUCUGUUCUAUAGAGCCGCCAUCAAUGUCUAGUCAGAGAAAGAUGGAGUUGGCACUGGAGUGUCUGCAACGUGAGGACCCUAGUCUACAGGUGGAGUACAAAGAAGAGACUACCCAGACCAUCCUCUCAGGUAUGGGGGAACUUCACCUCGAGGUUAUAAAGAACCGCAUUAUCCAGGAAUUCAAAGUCGACGUGGACUUGGGGCCGUUACAAGUGGCCUAUAGGGAGGUAAUCAGUGGAAAGGACAUUGUUCAAAAGGAAAACUUAAACACUUGGAUUGGUAACCAACAGCACACAGUUAAUUUAACAAUGGCUGUCAGUCAUAAUCCAGAGGCUGAAAAGUUCACCCGUGUCAAGAUAGUGAAUAGUGAAGGAGCGCCAUCCUUACAGAAUAUAAAGUGGAAGCAUAUCAAGGCCAUUGAGAAUGGGGUAAAAUCAGCCUUAUCAGGAGGACCCAUUUUGGGCUACCCUGUGAUAAAUGUGGAGGUGUCCCUGCUUGACUUCAGUAUUGGACGAGGGACGUCACUCCCCAUGAUCAGUGCUUGUGCGUCCCAAUGUGUACGACAUGCCUUAGAGCAGGCUGAGCCACAACUACAGGAGCCUUUUAUGAAACUAGAAAUCAGUACAGAGGAGGAAUGGCUGUCACCAAUCCUUAAGGACUUGACAAUGAGACGUAGUGAGCUGGAGGGUGUACAGUACAGGGAUGGGGUACGCUUGGUGGAAGCCCUCGUCCCACUGGUCGAGCUACGUGGAUACUCUUCAGAUCUCCGACGAAUUACCUCAGGGUCUGCAUCCUUUGUCAUGGAACUCUCCCAGUUCAGAAAUAUGUCCACUGACGAAGAGAGGAAGGCAAUAGAAACAGCUACAGGAUUUUCACCCUAGUAUUUAUUACAUAAUAAAUGUUUGUAUUAAAA
Molecule: messenger RNA, 2387 nt
Organism: Pecten maximus
Lineage: Eukaryota; Metazoa; Mollusca; Bivalvia; Pectinida; Pectinidae
Product: ribosome-releasing factor 2, mitochondrial-like
Exons: 8
Coding region: 37-2355 (772 amino acids)
Biological process (GO): mitochondrial translation; ribosome disassembly
Cellular component (GO): mitochondrion
Molecular function (GO): GTP binding; translation elongation factor activity; GTPase activity
Source: RefSeq, a predicted model, not a curated record